Messenger RNA from Symbiodinium natans, 1509 nucleotides. Lineage: Eukaryota; Dinophyceae; Suessiales; Symbiodiniaceae. The record is from the annotation of a GenBank genome assembly.
AUGGUCUACGGCCGACGCGCCUGUCCAACUGCGGCGAGCAUGAAAUCCAAGCCUCUCUACGUCUGGUACGACUUCUUGUGCUGCCCACAGGAUGGUUCAGCUCUCGCGAGCCAACACCGAGAGCAGGCGAUACAGAGUAUACCCUCCUACGUUGCACAGUGCGAGUUCUUCAUCAUUCUUUGCCCAGCACUGGAGCACGCAGAGCACCGGAAGAUGCUUUCGCUUGAGACAUGGGCUGAGAGAGGCUGGUGCCGUGCUGAGAAGAUGGCGCAGGAACUCGCAGCUCGAACGGAUGGCUACAGCAUCGUCAUCGAGAGUGCCACGCAUGCCGUGCUGGUCUUCGACAUUCAAAGAUCGAAAGAUGCGCCGGGGACUGGGAAAUACACCUGGGAAGCAGACCGGGCGACGAUUGGGCCCGUGAUGGUGCAAUUGGUUUGGAACAAGCUCCUGUUUUUUCUUGAGCGAGGUGACUUGCACAGGUAUCGGUUCCUGCUGAAUGAGCAAAUGCCACGCUGCUUCCAAGGCCUUAAUGUCGAGGCCAUCGACGGCUUGGUUCCAGGCUUCGCCACGCGUAUUGACCCCUUCGAGGACCCCCGCGGCUUCAUGCUGGCAAGGUUCCUGUAUCAGAAUGGCUUCCGAAGCGCCGUCGAGCGUGACGCUGCGGGCUGGUCUCCGCUUUGCUACGCAGCCGUGAGCGGCAAUGCAGAGAUAGUGCAGGCCUUGCUGGACAGUCGAGCUGAUCCAAACGACGCCAUCAUGAAGGCGAAGAAGGAGAUACAGAUGCCCAGGCGCCUAUCUGCUGCCUCCCUGGCCGCCAUCUACCAUGGCAACGCCGCCCUUCGCACGCUCCUGGAGGCCGGAGCCCGGGCCAAUGCCCGUGACAGCAUCGGCGCAACCGCCUUGCAUUGGGCAGCUCUGUCCAACAAUGGGGAGGGUGUGCGGCUUCUGUGCUCCGCCGGCGGUGACGGCACCCUGUGCUGCUUUCCGAGCAUGACGGCCCUGCAAGUGGGGUGCGCCUGCGCCUCUGUAGAGGCCAUGCGAGUGCUGAUGUCCCAGCCGACCACAGCGAACCUCCGGUUUUGCCUGCACUUCUCCGUGAUCUUUCCUGGGGGCUACGCUGGGACCAUUGGAUUGCUGAUAGAGGCCAGGGCUGACGUCAAUGAGCAGUUCAGCACGCGCCUUGGCCAGGACAUGUGGUGGCCGGUCAUGAACCUGGCAAGUGUCCGGCACAGGAUCAGCCCUUCGAGGCUCACCAUGCUGGCCUACCACCACUCUGGGGCCACCCCGCUGAUGUUUAGCAUCCUAAAUGGCUACUUCGAAGCAACCUCCUUGUUGCUGGCCGCUGGGGCCAGGGUGGACCUCCGAAACUCGCGGAACCGGACGGCCGUAGAUCUCGCGAGGGCCGUGCGAGCGCCACCUCUGCUGCUUGCAAGCCUCCAAAGCAGGCAGGCGACAGAGUCGGUAGGGGGACUGGUCGAAGACAGUCCCGACGACGUAAUCUCUUUGUGA